Neltuma alba is the source of this 420-nucleotide messenger RNA. Its product is annotated as LOB domain-containing protein 24-like. The transcript has 2 exons. The coding region runs from base 1 to 420 and encodes 139 amino acids. The record is from RefSeq and is a predicted model, not a curated record. Lineage: Eukaryota; Viridiplantae; Streptophyta; Magnoliopsida; Fabales; Fabaceae.
AUGAUUUCAGGUCGGUGUGCAGCUUGUAAGAAUCAAAGAAGAAAGUGUCCUUCCGAUUGCAUUUUCUCUCCCUAUUUUCCUCCCAAUGAUCCUGAAAGAUUUGCUUGUGUUCAUAGAAUAUAUGGUAGCAGUAACGUUGGAAAAAUGCUUCAGCAGAUCCCAGUGCACAUGCGAGCACAAGCAGUGGAUACCUUAUAUUUUGAAGCAAGAUGCAGGAUAGAAGAUCCUGUGUAUGGUUGCGUUAAGCUUAUAUCUCAGUUGCAUCAGAACUUACAUGAUACAGAAAGCGAACUAGCCAGAGUUCAAGCUCUUAUUGCAUUCCACAAGCUUCAAAUCACACAAGUUGAACUUCAUCAACCCACCUUGGAUGCAUCACAGAGCAGCAUCGAGCAGUUUCAGAAUCCUUGGUUUAUUAAUUAG